Messenger RNA from Phytophthora sojae, 219 nucleotides. RefSeq lists its product as hypothetical. The record is from RefSeq and is a predicted model, not a curated record. The annotation marks the transcript as partial. Lineage: Eukaryota; Oomycota; Peronosporomycetes; Peronosporales; Peronosporaceae. Gene Ontology annotation, molecular function: protein binding. The transcript is spliced from 2 exons.
GAUCUAUUCUCUCGCCCUGUGGACCCCGAGCUCGAUGGUUGCCCGAACUAUUUGUCUGUGAUUGACCACCCCAUGGAUCUUGGCACGAUCCGGUCACGUGUUGAAACCAGUUUUUAUCGGAAAUGGGGAUUAUUUAAGAAGGACGUUGAACUGGUCUGGCAAAAUUGCCGUACAUUCAAUGCUCCCGACACGAUGGUUGUGCAGUUUGCCGACUUGCUC